GAUCUCGAGCCCAAUAAGCUUUCUAUUUAUUUGCAACAAUGUCUCUAGUGCCUUUCUGGGACGACUCCUGUUUUUUCCGUCCAUCAAGACUGUUGGACCAACAUUUUGGUGUAGCACUUGGACGAAAUGAUCUGCUUCAAAGUUUGGUCAAUCCAAGAAUGUUAAUUCAAUGUCCAGCAGGUUAUUUAAGAAAUUGGAGGAAUACGAUUCAAGAUUUGGGAUCAACAGUAAGUUACGACAAAGAUAAAUUUCAAGCCAAUAUAGACGUGCAGCAGUUUAAACCCGAUGAAGUCACAGUCAAAAUAACUGAUGACCGAACUAUCACUGUUGAGGGAAAACACGAAGAACAGCAAGAUGAACAUGGAUAUAUUUCUAGACAUUUUAUAAGAAAGUAUGUGCUUCCCUCAAAUUGUGAUGUGAACCAAGUGCAGUCUCAUUUGUCUUCGGAUGGAGUUUUAACGAUCGUAGCUCCGAAAGCCGUCGAAGGAAAAAAGACUGAGGAAAGGGCAAUCCCUGUUACUCAAACUGGACAACCCGCGAAAUUGGAAGAGAAAAAGGAAUCAUAAUUAUCUAUUUUUUUGUAUGUUGUUAUUUACGUUUGUGUACAUUUUGUAUUAUGCUAAUUAGUAACAAAUAAAUCAAAUGUUUCAACAA
Messenger RNA from Anoplophora glabripennis (Asian longhorned beetle), 654 nucleotides. RefSeq names its product protein lethal(2)essential for life. Bases 39 to 566 code for a protein of 175 amino acids. Gene Ontology annotation, biological process: protein refolding; response to heat. Lineage: Eukaryota; Metazoa; Arthropoda; Insecta; Coleoptera; Cerambycidae. Gene Ontology annotation, molecular function: protein folding chaperone. The record is from RefSeq and is a predicted model, not a curated record. The transcript has a single exon.